This is a messenger RNA of Aspergillus chevalieri, 1110 nucleotides long. Its product is annotated as putative integral membrane protein. The transcript has 6 exons. The record is from RefSeq and is a predicted model, not a curated record. Bases 1 to 1110 code for a protein of 369 amino acids. NCBI's taxonomy places the organism in Eukaryota, Fungi, Ascomycota, Eurotiomycetes, Eurotiales, Aspergillaceae.
AUGAGUUUCACUUUCACGGAUCUGCUGCGUCGAGGCGAUGGCUCGGUGGAUAGAUCGGUGCAACAGUGGAACACAGCGACUCAGUCAAUCUGUAUCGCUGCGAUGACAAUUUUCUUCGGUCUACGGGUAUACACUCGGUUGUUCAUUCUCAAUGGCUUCGGAAGAGAGGACUGGACAUGUCUAGGAGCAUGGAUACUGGGCGUUGGCUACUCUGUCAUCUCGCUCAUCAUGGGUAGCUAUGGUGGUGGUAUGCACAAGUCGGACGUGCCAGAAGAGAAUAUUAUUCCAUUCCAGAAGACCGUCUACGUGACCAUGGUCAUGUAUGGCCCAACUGCCUAUCUAACCAAGCUCUCCCUCCUCUGGAUUAUGACCCGCGUCUUCAAUCCAUACCGCAAAGCCGUCGUCUUCAUAUACAUCUUCCUGGGCGUCAUGUUGGCCUACUACAUUCCCGCCGUUAUCGUCAAGAUCCGCAUCUGCAAACCCAUCUCUACAUUCUGGAACCCUGACAACGGUGGCACCUGUCUGGACCAAACGGCUAUCAUCCUGGCCGAUGCCGUCGUUAGUGUGGUCAGCGAUCUGAUCGUGCUUAUUCUCCCCCUUCCGCUAACGCUCAGUUUGCAAAUGCCCACAAAUCGAAAGAUGCGAGUGAUGGGCAUGCUGGGUGCUGGCGGAUUAGCAGUUGCCUGCAGUAUCGUCCGCCUUGCUUUGAUCGAGAUUAUCGGACAAUCCCCUGAUGUGACCAUGUCUUUCCUUCGGAUCAGUAUGUUCGGAAACGCCGAAAUUGCAAUCGGAGUCAUCUGCGCUUGCCUCCCUGCCCUCACUGCCCUCGUCACGACAAUCCACCGCGAAUACUCCAGCAACAAGACGACAUACCCCUCGCAGUACGAAAUGGGCAAGAGCUACGGCAACAGUCGCACCGAGCGUAGCAGACGCGGCUUAAAUACUCUUGCAGAUGACGAAGACGUCUUGAUGUACAAUGCGCAGGGGAACCCGAAGAUCGAGACGUCGGUCAUGGGCGAUGCCGACAGACAGAGUUCGCCGCAGAGUGAUAUGUUGGGGAUUAUGAAGACGGUCGAUGUGUCUACAUCAGUGACAACGGAUAGGCGAUGA